Molecule: messenger RNA, 3821 nt
Organism: Alligator sinensis (Chinese alligator)
Lineage: Eukaryota; Metazoa; Chordata; Crocodylia; Alligatoridae
Gene: HSF2BP
Product: heat shock transcription factor 2 binding protein
Exons: 8
Coding region: 7-1125 (372 amino acids)
Cellular component (GO): cytosol
Source: RefSeq, a predicted model, not a curated record
GAGGGGAUGGGCUCUGUAGAAGGCGCUGACUUCAAGCUCCGCCCACCACGGCUGGGGGUGGGCAGAAGCAAAGUCACGUGGCGGCGGGGCGGGCGGCGAGGCGAGGCUGGUGCUAUGAAGCGGAGCGCGGGGUUCGCAGGCGACAGUCAGAAGGCUGAGACCAAAGUGGAAUUUGUUAGAGUCAAAAAAAGAGAUUUGGAGAGGCUCACAACUGAAGUGAUGCAAUUACGGGAUUUCUUACCCAAAAUACUGAAUGGCAAUGUCUUGGAGAGCUUCCAGAAAUUGGAUGUUAUUGAAACAAGUAUGGAGAAAAGAGAGCAAGAACUAGAGCAGCUGAGAAUGGAUUGUGAACACUUCAAAGCCCGUCUGGAAACAGCCCAGGCAGAUUGCAUAAGGGAGAAGAAGGAGAAACUAACUCUUCGACAGCAGCUGAAUGAGGCAAAACAGCAACUACUGCAACAGGCAGAGUAUUGUACAGGAAUGGGAGCAGCAGUAUGUACUUUGUUAUGGGGCGUCUCUAGCAGUGAAGAAGCAGUUAGAAACAUUCUAGGAGGAAGUAAAGCAGUAAUUUUUUUUGCAAUCACUGGACAAACUAUGGAGAGUUUUGUGAAGUCUUUAGGUGAAGAUACAAAACAGCAGGAUCUGGAUUCUGAUGAAAAUCAGUUUGUAUUAGCUCUGGCAGGGAUUGUAACAAACGUCGCUGCAUUGGCAUGUGGCCGUGAGUUCCUGGUUAAUUCCAGUCGGGAGCUGUUGGACACAAUGAUACAACUUCUGGGAGAUAUGAAGCCAGGAUUUUGUACCAAACUUAAAGUGCUAAUGCUGAUGUCACUGUACAACGUGAGCAUCAACUUGAAGGGCUUGAAGUACAUUAGUGAAAGUCCAGGCUUCAUUCCAUUACUUGGGUGGCUUUUGAAAGAUCCAGAUGCAGAAGUGUGUGUUCAUGUACUGCGGCUUCUCCAGUCUGUGAGUCUAGAACCAGAAGUUUUAGCCAAGUCAGCACCUGAGAUGCGUGACACAUUGCCAUUUCAGCGUAUCAAAGCACUGUCAAAGAGCCGCAAUGUAGGUCUGCAAACACUGGCACAAGAACUGCUUGAUGACCUUAAGAUACUAGAAUAUGAAGUGUAGACAUAUACCUGUUUGAUUAUUGGGAUUGUGACUGUUUGCAUUUCCCCCUUUAGGUGUAUACCCAUUAUGCUGUAAGUGUAUGCAAAAAUGGUUGUAGAUUUUAAGUCUCUAUGCAGAGAAACAGUACGAUUAUUGGUGAUGGAUUUUGAAUGAACACUUGACUCUUCCUCUGUCUGAAUGUCUGCCUGAAGCCAGAUUGUCCAACCAAAAUAAUAGGUGAAAAAAAUGUAGCCUGGGAUUAGCUGCUUGAAUAUAAUGUUAGAAGAACUUACUUUAUUUGAAAAGGGUUUUGUUGAUACCAGGUUUCAAAAGUAAUUCAGACUAUAUGAACUAUUUAUGAUGCAGAUGGAGGAAAAUGACCGAGUGUAGGUAAUAUAUAGUUUAUUUCAAUAGUAAAUAGGCUUUUUGGUCCAGUUCUGUCCAUCUCUAAUAAUUAACGUUCUAAAAGAAAACUUUUGGUCCUUAUUUUAGCCAUAGUGUUUCAGAACUUAUAACAAGUUUCAGUUUUAUUUUUCCCCUCUCUUGUUUUUAAUAAAAGAAAGCUGGAGUUGUAUAGAGUGGAAUAGAUUCUACUUUUGAAAUAUUCAGAUUCAGAGGAGCUGUUGGUGACCUAGGUUUGUAGUUGCCAAGAAUAUUAGAAACUGAACCACUAGUUUAUCAAAGGCUUUGCAAAAAGGAAAAGAAUUGCUGAUGUCAGGAUGCAAUAACUCUGCAACCAAAGAGGCAGAAGUUAAUUACUGCUUUGCAUGAACUGUGUUGUAUUCACUUGAAAUUCUUAUUGAUAUUUAUUAGCAGUAAUACAUAUAACUUGCCACAAUUAUAAAUCUGAAGUUUAUCCUACAUACCUGAGCAUGCCAAAAUCUGUAGCUGUAAAAAUAACACCAUAGUUCAGAGUUUUCUGGUAUUAUAACCUAGCUUGUGACACUACUGUAGUGCAGGCAGUGGCAGGUCAGAAAAAUACUUCUCCAUUGGGUUGCGGUUCUUCAGUCAUGAAACCAACACGUUAACAGAGACAACAUUUGUUUCUUAUAUAUCAUCUGUACAGAAGGUAAAGAAUUCAGUCUUCUUAAUCAGCCAUAGUCUUUUUGUGAGGGAGUUGUUUUUAUGCCUUGUGUCUAGCUUUACAGGAGUUCAUUCUUCAGGCAGUGGCAGAAGACAUAAACAUUGUAAAACUUAAAGCUUCUGCCCUGUCAAGCAAACCACUCAACAUUGACUUACGUUUGACAUGGUGCAGUAUAUUGGUUACAUGACAUCAAACAUAAGCCCAAACAAAUAUAGAGGAAGGAAUGCUGUAGCAACAUAUUAGAAAAGAGAGAGGGGAAAAAUGUUCUGCUUUGAAUGGAGUCCAUACCAUAAGUAUAUAUUUUUCUUAAUGGGAUACUAUCAACAAUGGAGGAUUUGCAUGUAUAAAGAUACAAUAGGAAGAGCUUUCAUGACAAGGAGAAUUGCAGAAUGCUAGGCAUAUUUGAAGAUAUAGUUAAAAUUUAAUGCAAAAUCCUUAGUUUCAGAAAUUAUUUAUCCACUACAAAAUUUAAUAGGUCUUGAUUAGGACCCAGUGCUUUACAUGGCAAGUAAGAUAAAUCUACCAGAAUAUAUACUGUAAGAGCCCAGUGUUACCAUGAAAUAUAAGAAAGUCAUCAAUGAGGUCAGAAAGGAGUGAGGAAAUGGAAGAGAUGACAGGAACUUUGAGUGGGAAUGCUGCUCUUCCUGACUGAAAAAUAUAUGGAACUCACUUUCAUUUUAGAAUGGGUAAAAUCUACCAAGUGAAAUGCAUUUUCUUUUGGAUUCAUUUCCUUACUUAGACACUGGUUAGCCCAAACUGUAUCCCACAAUGGAAUUAAAAUGGUGGUAACCUCCAGUUUCCUGAAUUAUCAACUAAAAAAAGUUUAAAAAACAACAAAAGACCAAAUGCAAACCCAAUUGCCCAUUUUUCAGUCAAACUUUUGAAAGGCAUUAAGAAACAAAAAUUAAAAGGUCUGUGUGGAGGAGGUCAGAACUGUUUGGUUUAAUUGUUGACUCACUGGUAAGCAAAAGCAGGCCCACUGCCUGGAGCUGAGUUGACAGGUUUAUUUGGAACCUUAUGCCUUUUGACCAGUGGUCUGUUCACAGAAUUGAUGGUGAAUGCAGGUGUGGCUUCCAGCUGAACUCCCCCCAAAAUGUCACUUGCUCGGGUGAUGGUCCCAUGUAAUCAGAUGUAAGGCUGCAGUUGCCCAAGUUUAUGGAAAUCCCUAGUUGGUUUUAGUUAUGCAGUUUUAAUGUUCAGCUGUUUCUAUAAAAGUCAUUGCAUCUUGUUAAACUCUUGAAUUAUGAAAAACUCUGAGACAAAACAGAGAUAAAGCAGGUUAUGUUUUAAGAAAGCAAAUAUGCUUUUAAUUUUUUAUUGAAGAAUAUGCACCAACAAUAUUACAGUUCUUAGUUCAUUAUAUUCCUGUUCAUUGUUUGACUCAGUGCAAAAGAAAAAACGUGUUCAGAAGGUUUCGUCAGUGCAAGGAAGUGAAAGUUGACUCUACUGGUUUUUUUCAGUUCCAACAAAAAAGUUAGUCUGACAAGGGUUGAAUUAAGUUUAGGUCAAUGAACCGGUUUAUCCAGAGUCAAACUUGGCCUUUAACAUUUCAAAAUGUUGGAAUUCUGUUUUUCUAAGGCAUCUGCUGUUUGAAUAUUGAAGUACAAUAAACAAUACUUUACUAACUAUGAAA